ACUGCAUUGGCAGUGUGUUCUGGAUCAUUGUCAUGCUGAAAAAUGAAGCUGCUGCCAAGUUUUUUUCCAGAUCGUAUUGCAUUGUAGAUCAAAAUCUGAUUGUACUUUUCUGCAUUCAUAAUUCCAUCAGUUUUGACAAGAUCUUCAACAUCAUUGGCUUAAAUUGACCCCAGACUGGGGCAGAGCCUCUGCUGUAUUUUACAGAUAGAAAGUUUUGGCCAGUUGCUCUUUGGGAGUCACCUUGCUGGUGCAAAAAUGCUAUAAGCUGUGUUAUCUUUGGCAUUUUUUUAGAAUCAACUGUAGGCACAGCUCUGGUUCAUCCCUGGAGUUAGGGUUGUGAAUGAAUCGUAGGUCUGUGUUUAGUGAAAAAGCAGCCAGUGUCUAAAGAAAAGCUCUGAAAGACUUUCUGAUAACCUGUACAAGAAAGUCUGUCUCCUUGGAAGCAAAAUUUAUAGAAAUGAGUGGUCUCUCAAAACUUGCAUAGUACUUUAUUAUUCAAAAACAGUCUUCUUUUUUUUUUUUUUACGCACGUUGACUCCUUUAUUAUUGUUAGGAAACAAACUAAAAAACACGGCAUACUCUUUAGUGACUGCCAUUAUUCAGUGUGUCUUUGCUGAGCUAUUUCUUUCUGAGUCUCGCAGUAUUGUUAGGUAAAUACGCCUUUAUAGGAUUAUUUCUCCUUAACUCCUAUCAUUAAUCUAAGAGUUAUAUGAUCGAUACAUGUAUGUAGUUAUCUGCUGCCCUCCAGUGGUUACAUGGAAACUAAAGUCAUUUUCCUAAUUUUGCAACAGCUGAAAGUUUAAAACAAAGAUAUGAGAACUACAAAAGCAGCAGUAGCAUUUUAGGGCCAACCCCCCUCCCCGUCUCGGUUUAUUUUCUAUGCAUUGCAUCGUUUCAGUAUAUUUUCAUCGAUUACUGAAGCGCUAUGUCGGACUUGUUUACACCGGAAGUCACGUGAGCACACCUACCGGUGACUCCAUGGCAACCGCUUGAGUUAACAUAGAUAAUGGCAGAGAUGAUCUGUACUAAGAAAUAAUUUUUGCAGAAAAUGUGGGAAGAGUUUGAGGCCGAACAGCACAGCGGUCCCAGCCCUGCGUGGACAGAGGCCAGCUCUGUGAGCACCCAGCUCUCCCGGCACAGCGUACUUAUGGAUGAUCUUCUCAGAGACUUUGAGCCUGAUGUUUGCUGUGCUCUCCCUGGAUACUCUGCAUUAGAAGGACCUCAUCCUUCACGGCAGAAUCGCCCCCCAACUGCUGAAACUACACCUUUUCCCCAAGUCCCUGAAAAUCCUGUCACGCGUUUCUUGGAGAAGAAAGUGUUUCCAGUGUUGGUACCUGGACUGGAGGCUUUGCUAAGAGAAGCCCAGAAAAAUGGCUGCUUUAAGAGGAAAAUAACAGCGUUUAACCCAUGUGACUUUCUGACUGAGUGGCUCUACAACCAUAACCCUCGCAGGAGUGGACAGGAACCAGUGAGCUUUCAUGACAUCCCCUUUGUCAAGGACUGGCUUGGGAUGCAUCCCAGGCCGCCCACUCCUCUGUUUCUGCGGCUCACUGAGUGCGAGGCUGCUCUGCUCAUCCAGGCUUUCUGGAGAGGAUACAAGAUCAGGGCACAGCCAGAUGUUCAGGAGAUGCGCCAGUGGCAGAAAAAACUGAGAGAGACCCGUGACAUUGGCAAAACUGUCAAGCAGUUCUGGGCGAAACAAGAGAAACGAGUGGGUUCGGCUAUGACAGAUCUUCCAGAAAGCCCCCAGCCUGGAAACAAUGUGUCCAUCCAGGUGGUUUCCCCCACUCCCCAGAGCACCGCGGUCCACACACCCACCACCCAUAUGAGCCCACAGCCUGGUGAGUGGCUCAGACCCAGCCUGCACGUCAAGGAAGAAGUAGCCUCUACAUGUCUGACUAAUUUCCUGUCUGUGUCCAACAAACUAAUCGCAGGGUCUCCAUCGCUACUAGGAACUCACAACCUGAGCUACCCUGGUGGGACUUGGUAACUGGAAUCAUUAGCCUUGUGUAAAAGCUUUUUUUCUGCUGUUUAAACACUAUUAAACUCUGUUAGGCUGAUGUCAAAUUGACCUAAAGUGAUCAGUCAAACAAGCCCUGUUUAAGGAAAAAAAAGAAAAGAAUAAAAAAGAUGCCUGUAACCAAUUUGAUAUGGCCAGGCCAGGAUUUAUGGUCUGAGAUCCGUGUCUAAUUAGUUUAUUGCUUUCAUUGCCUUUUUGAUGGAUCACUUCCCUUCACGAGUCUCACCCAGCCAAUGAACACCAUAUAGCACGGUUCACAUAUUAUACUGUCAGGAGUGAAACCUCUUGUAACGGGCGUCAUAAUUUCUCUCUCCGCACCUCUGGAUGACAGCUCAGUGGAAGAUAACCAUAUUUCCUUGAUCUGUCCUUUCCUCUUUCCUUAGCAAUAGACAUCACUCCACAAAAGAGGUCAUAGCAUUUCCAUUCAAGCCAGAAAUUGAGGCCAGAGUCAAAGGUGGCUUGGCACACGGCACACCGCUUUAUAUCCUGUUUAUCAGGAAAGGAAAUGACAUGUCAGACAGCUGAGAAUAAAAGAGAAUUGGAAAAACAUCACUUAGAUCACUGGUUUGUAUUUGGCAACUAUCUGACAAAAAAACAAUAAUCUCUAAUAUUAUGCUUAGAUUUUUAUUACAUUAAAGGGUUAAAGUAAAUUUGCCCUGUAUAACAAUACAUAUGAGAAUAUGUGCAUAUAUAUGUAUAGUUAUAUAAUAACACAGCUGAGGAGAUUAAAAAAUAAAACCCUGUUAAUCAGUAAGUCACUUAACAUUUCUGCCACAGAAACAUGGGAUGGCUUGGCUACUCAUUACACGCACAACAUGAAAUAACGCCAUAAAAAUAGAUGUAUGAGGUGUAUUUAACUUUUGUUUAUUCUUACUUAGUAGGAGUAUUUUCCUACUGCUGUUUUGGUCUUCUGCCUAAUGUGUCGAAUAGGCGCACAUUUUGCAUCAUCCCCAUUGAGUCUGCCACCUUCAGCUGUUUGUUUUUCUAGCUGUUGGCAUUCAAAUAUUUAUCUUGAAUCAGCCUCAGAAAUCAUGAAAUUUGAUUUGCAAAAAUUAAAAGACUGCUGCUCAAGUGACUCUACAGUUCUUCUUCCUGUAAGACUGUCCGGGUUAUAGCUGUUUUCUCUUGACUGUGGGUGUCAAUUAAAGUGAAAGAAUAAAGUGCACUCCUGGCAUUUUUCCAUCUCGCCACAAACCCAGCGUACCUGAGAGGGUACUGAUGGUUGAUCUUCUGUUUCAUGAUGAACUGCUUCUUGACCAAGUGAAGCAUACCACCUCAGAGUGAGUCAUGGGGAGGGUCAUGUAUCUCCCUUUGCAGGUAUGUGGAUGCCUGGAAGACAGCUGCCACUGGGUGAGGAGAUAAAACGGCCCAUUUAAUUCUGGGGACAUCUGAUAGAGGAGCCAGCUCCAUGAAGUCUGGCAGAACUGUACCCGACUGAAACCCGAUCACACAGCAGCAGAAGGUAGUGUCGGCAUCAAGCUGUCAGAGCAUAGACAGAUAACAACUGGUUCUGGGUUGUGAUUCCAGGCUGAUGUGUUAGUUAAAACUUUGUUUACACAUUUAAAAUGUAAAAACAAAAAGAUCUUAUGAAUGCAAUGAAUGUAUUAAAGAAGCCUAUGUCAGACAGACAAAUACCCAGAACAUGUAGCCCAAAGUUAAACUACAGGCUCAUAAUUCCAUCUUUAUCAUCAAAGUACAAAGUAGGCAUUUAUGAAAAUGCAAUACUGUGCAAAAGACUUGAGCCACCCCUCAUUUCUUUAUAUUUUGCUGGGAAAAUGGGAAGUAGAUUCUAUGAUUUUAUUGAAAUCUGUGCAGGAUAGGGGUGAGCAUGAAAGUCAGUGUUUUAUAAAACCCCCUUUAUUCUUCAACACAUUGAAGAAUCAUCUCUGUGAAGAUGACCCCACACUGCUUCAACAAAGUUGUUCUGGAGAGGCUAAUCCAUGACGGACUGUGUUCCACAAUGCUUUUCUAUUUGUAUGGUUUUACUGCACUGGCAUUGUGUUUGGGAUCAUUGUCAUGCUAAAAAAUGUAGCUGCUGCCAAUCAGAUGCUUUCCACAUAGCAUAGCAGAUUUUUGUAGCUCAAAAUCUGAUGGAACUUUAUUUUUCUGAUGAGGCUUUGGUGAAUGGUAGAUGGAUCAAGGGUCAGAUGCAUUGCUCACAUGUGAGGUCUUUGCUGGAUUUUUUCCUAUCCACUCCAGUUUUCUCAUUUUUUUUGAGGACACACUACAAACUACUGGGAUAUGCCAAAUGUUCAGCUAACAGCUCUUUGUAAGUCACCUUGUUGGUUGAUAUUUUAUGCCAGUCAAACUGUGUUGUCUUUGCAUUUUUUCUAGAUUCAAGUAAAGAAAUUUAAACUAAUUAUGUGUUUUUGCAAUAGUAACAAAGUGCCUAAAGAUGCCUAAAGAAAUUGUAAAAUAAUUCUUUGUGAAGUUGUCUGUUAUGUAUAGACAAACCUCUGGUUCAUCCUUUGAGUUAGGUGCCUUUUGUAAUGCUUAAUUACUUGUAGGUUGAGUUAAGUAGCUUAACAAACAAAAACAAACAACAACAAAAAAAUUCCUCUGAAAAUGGUUAGGUACAAGGACUGGACUAAAUGAGUGAAAAACCAACCAGUGUCCAAAGAAGAACUUGGAGAAUUAUUGCUCAAGACAAUUUUAAAAUAUUACAAGAAAGUAGCUUCCUGGAAGCAAAAUGUAAAGAAUUCAAGGGGUGAUUCAAGAAUUUGCUACAGAUAUUAGUGAACAUUUUUUGUCAAGAGUCUGAUUGGGUAGUUUAUCUGUUAAAGAUGGAAUCUGUAUGCCUACUAGCUUAAUUAGCAUAAAGACUAUGCUAAUUCUUUAUGCUAGCCUGUCCAUGUUCAAAGGUAACAAAAAACAUGCUUAAAGCUUACAAUUGAACAUGUUGCAUCUCAUUAAAUUACUUCACAUGAAUACGUUUUUGUUCAGGCUAAUGGUUUCAUCCUUUUUGCGCAUGUUUGUGCUAAGCUAAGCUAGGCUAACCAACUGCUUUAGGUUACAGAAUGAGAAGCAAAAACAUUCAAUGACUCAAUGGUUUAUCUGUAUGGACAGAAACGUUGCGAAGGUUUGACAAAAAUGGGAAAAGCACAUGCAGUUUUUUAUUCUUCCAUAAUACCUGGCUGUUAUUGUUACCAUGUGUCAUCAGGAAAAAAACACAACAUCCAAUUAAAAGUUAACUACAAAUAUGACACCUUUAUUUAACUUUUUUUGUCCUGAAUUGGUUACAGAAACAAGAGAGUUAACUGUUGGGGUUUUUUUUGUCUUUUUCUAACCAGGGGAAUCAAGUUCUAUACAUAGGCAUGCUGCGUCACUGCACAGUCAUAGCUGUGAAAACCAAUAUUACCCCUGUCAGCUGCCCCACUGGAGCAGUCUGAAGGCAAGACAAAUCAGGAGAGUACAGGCAAGGACAUGUCAACCCCAGGGAGUAAGGGUUUUCAAAUGGGCUACCCAGGGACGACAAACUUAACAUAGAAGUUGUGUGCAAAAUCUCACCACAGUCUAUUUGAUUUUAAACACAGACAAUAUCAGUCGGACGAUUCUCCUUUUUUUGUACUUUUUUUUUUUACCCUCAACUCUUUAAACUAACAGAGGAAGUUAUUAUUAGGUCCAGUGAUGAUGGCAUUUUGUUCCUUUUGGGGAAUCAUACUGCUUUGGACCAUUUCCCUUUGUUUCUCAAGAACCAGCUCGCACAGACAUUAAGUGUGUCAUCUGAUAUACACUGAAAGUAUGAUUGUUGCCACAUGACCUUUUACAUAAAUAGUUAGUAUUCAAAAGUAGGUCUGAGAAAGGUCAUAUAUGUAGAAAUGGUGAUAAGCAUGCACAGAUAGGUAGUUGACGAGUGCAAAGUCUACAAAGUCACAUCAUGUUAUUCUUUUUUUUUUUAUGUACUCCACAUAGAGUGAAAACAUCACAAGAAUUAAAACCUCCCUCCCCCUCAGCUCUGAGUGCUGAUACUCAGGAGCUUUGUUUCUUUGCUGCUGACCAUCUAAAACCCUGAGGACAGUUCUUCUUGCAUGGAUAUGAGGCUUGUAGCCUGUUUCAGACCAGGCCUGCCCAAACAGAGCCUGGUAUAACAGGACAAGCUGUCUUUGGGCAUGAAGCUGGCCUGCAAGUAGCAGUCCUAUUUUAGAAUAGCCAGUGUGUAAGACAUAAACAUACAGCAGUAGUCAAGGAUUGACCCCUUGUCUUUUCUUAGUAAGAUCAGGGGCCAGCGCACUGACUAUUGGUGGGCUUGAGCCCUGCCUGCUUUGCAUUUUCUUUUUUUUUAUAGCUAUCCCUAAUAUAUCACAGACUAAGUCAUGAUUUACUGCAUGAAGUGGCAAAAUUAUCAAUAGGCAUUGUUGUCUUUUUGAAAAUUUGAACAUAAUCACGUUUGCAUCCCCGUAACAACAAAGUGUGGGAGGUACAACCAACAUAAAUCCUGAUAAUUGACAACUCACAUUUUUUCCUUAAUCAAACAAACAAAAAAAUUCAAAAUGAAAUAAAAUAAAAGCACAUCUAGUGUUGGCGAAACAUUUCCAAAAUGCUAUAGUUUAAAAAAUAAAAGCAUAAUGUAACAAACAGGCAAAUGUAUAAACACAAAGCAAACCAGUUAAAAAAAGAAGAUAAAAUCAGUUUGCAGUGGUCAGUCAGUUCUCCAAUGAAUCACUGAUAUCUAAACUCAGCCUACAGUUAAAAAAAAAGG
Haplochromis burtoni (Burton's mouthbrooder) is the source of this 6719-nucleotide messenger RNA. RefSeq names its product IQ motif containing K (gene iqck). The record is from RefSeq and is a predicted model, not a curated record. The transcript has 9 exons. The coding region runs from base 1049 to 1990 and encodes 313 amino acids. Gene Ontology annotation, molecular function: protein binding. NCBI's taxonomy places the organism in Eukaryota, Metazoa, Chordata, Actinopteri, Cichliformes, Cichlidae.